AUGACGCAAGGGGAUAUUGCACCCGAUACAAUUAUGUACAAUUCGCUUAUAGAUGGCUACUGUUUGCGAGGUGAAAUGGACGAGGUGAAAAAGGUCUUUGAAAUAAUGCUUAGCAAAGGCAUGGUUAAUGCUCGUACUUAUAGCAUAUUGAUAAAUGGCUAUUGUAAGUGUAAAAGGAUAGAUGAUGCUCAGAUGAUUUUUCUGGAAAUGUCUCAUAAGGGAGUUGUUCCAAAUACGGUUACUUAUAGCACUCUUAUCGAUGGGUUUUGCAAGAUGGGGAGAACACAAGAUGCACUGAACUUGUUCUCUCAAAUGCAAGCUAGGGGCCAACUUCCAAAUGUUCAGAUUUAUAACAUUUUGCUGGAUGGCCUCUGUAAAAACCAACAAUUUUCCAAGGCAGUUGAAUUGUUGGAAGAGAUGGAGGAAAAGAAGUUGAAUUUUAACAUUGUAACUUAUAAUAUUCUAAUUGCAGGAUUGUGCAAAGCUGGAAAAGUUGAACAUGCAUGGGAUCUCUUUUGUAGUUUAUCAUCAAAGGGAAUUCAACCUAAUGUCAGAACAUAUGCCAUAAUGAUUAGUGGAUUUUGUAACCGGGGACUAGCAAGUGAAGCAGAAAACUUGCUUAGAGAAAUGGAAGAGAAAGGUUGUUGUCCAGAUAGUUGCACGUACAACACAAUUAUCCGAGGGUUUAUCAAUAUCAACGAGACAUCAAUAGCGGUGAGGCUUAUUCAAGAAAUGGUGGAGAGAGGUUUUUUCUGCAGAUGCAUCAACUAUGGAGUUGGUUGUUAA
Molecule: messenger RNA, 786 nt
Organism: Pyrus x bretschneideri (Chinese white pear)
Lineage: Eukaryota; Viridiplantae; Streptophyta; Magnoliopsida; Rosales; Rosaceae
Product: pentatricopeptide repeat-containing protein At3g22470, mitochondrial-like
Exons: 2
Coding region: 1-786 (261 amino acids)
Molecular function (GO): protein binding
Source: RefSeq, a predicted model, not a curated record